Messenger RNA from Cydia strobilella, 12173 nucleotides. It is a transcript of the gene Asator, whose product is annotated as tau-tubulin kinase homolog Asator. The record is from RefSeq and is a predicted model, not a curated record. Gene Ontology annotation, molecular function: ATP binding; protein serine/threonine kinase activity. NCBI's taxonomy places the organism in Eukaryota, Metazoa, Arthropoda, Insecta, Lepidoptera, Tortricidae. The transcript is spliced from 29 exons. Bases 1062 to 3986 code for a protein of 974 amino acids. Gene Ontology annotation, biological process: peptidyl-serine phosphorylation; signal transduction. Gene Ontology annotation, cellular component: nucleus; cytoplasm.
UACACUAAAACGAUAAACACUUGCAUCACGAAAGUUAAAGGGCAGAUAAAAGUAACGAUUACGAUUUUCCCUCAUUUAAAUUCUUAAACAUAAAUAACCCUUAAUGUACUCAUGUACUCCAUAAUGUCAAAAGGAACCCUAAUUUAUACCGAGGAGUUCGUCGACCUCGCUGCGGUCCACGGCUAACUUCAAUGCGGCAAAAUUAAAAAAAAAAGUUGCCGUCAGCUGAGCGAUCGCUGCUCUAUUCACUCGGGACAGAACUGUCAUGGCAUCGCGAUCGAUGGCUAGCCCGUGCCUAGGAAAAGUCGGGGAAAUUGCAAAUAUGCCGCGCUAAAUGUCACGGAACGUUAUAAACGCUAUGCGACAUCGUUAGUGGGAGCACUGUGCUGGUUUUAGUGGUGUUGGUUAGCUUUUUCAGUGGCUUUUCAGUGUUUUUUCAGGGAUUCUAAUUUUAUUCUCGUCUAACGAGAACCUAGUUGCACUUUUUCUGGGGAGAAAGAGCCAACCUGCGAGAGGGAUUCCUCAUUCCAGCAGGCGCCGCACCAGUCCAACAGAUCCGAAUCCUCCUCAUCAUCAGCGGACACCAACUCCCAGGGCUCAGGGUCAGAGCGGCCCCAGCGAAAUGUGCCCCAGGUAACCUUGGUGUCUGAUCAUGUCACAAACAUUCCUCAUUCAAUCAGGCGCCGCACCAGUCCAACAGAUCCGAAUCCUCCUCAUCAUCAGCGGACACCAACUCCCAGGGCUCAGGGUCAGAGCGGCCCCAGCGAAAUGUGCCCCAGCGUGAAGAGAGGCGAUUUGAAGCCGCCCUCGGCCCUCAGGUGCAAGCCAAUCCACUAUUAAGGUCCCGAACUCUUCCAAACUUCGGCGGUAAGCGCGAGCGCUCUGUGUCCCGCUGCGAUACAUCGCGGCGCGCCCACCACAUCACCAUGGCGAGCGAAGAUCUGCUCCAGCCAGGACACGUGGUCAAGGAGAGAUGGAAGGUAUGUGUGUCCCGCUCACACUGAAGUGGCGAGCGCUCUGUGUCCCGCUGCGAUACAUCGCGCCGCGCCCACCACAUCACCAUGGCGAGCGAAGAUCUGCUCCAGCCAGGACACGUGGUCAAGGAGAGAUGGAAGGUCGUGAAGAAAAUCGGCGGCGGCGGCUUCGGCGAGAUCUACGAGGGUCUGGACCUGGUGACCCAGGAACAGGUGGCUUUGAAGGUGGAAUCCGCGAGGCAGCCCAAGCAAGUGCUGAAGAUGGAGGUGGCGGUGCUGAAAAAACUGCAAGGAAAAGAACACGUCUGCCGGUUCAUAGGAUGCGGUCGGAACGCGCGUUUCAACUACGUAGUGAUGCAAUUGCAAGGGAGGAAUCUGGCAGAGUUAAGGAGGGCACAGCCGAGGGGCGCCUUUUCACUGUCCACCACACUCAGGUUGGGCCUGCAGAUACUCAAGGCGAUAGAUUCCAUACACUCAGUCGGAUUCUUACAUAGGGAUAUUAAACCAAGCAAUUUCAGCAUAGGCCGUCACCCGUCAAACUGUCGGAAAGUGUACAUGCUAGAUUUCGGUCUAGCCAGGCAAUACACCACCAGCAAUGGGCAGGUUAGGCCUCCACGCGCCGCGGCAGGGUUCAGAGGCACAGUCCGCUACGCGUCAAUAAACGCCCACAAAAACAAGGAGAUGGGCCGCCACGACGACCUGUGGUCGCUAUUCUACAUGCUAGUAGAGUUCGUCAACGGACAGCUGCCGUGGAGGAAGAUCAAGGAUAAGGAGCAGGUCGGACUAAUGAAAGAGAAGUACGAUCACCGCCUCCUUCUCAAGCACCUGCCGUCAGAGCUCCGUCAGUUCCUAGAACACGUCCAACAGCUUGAAUACGCGGACAGUCCAGAUUACUGCAUGCUGACUGCGCUACUGGAGAGGUGCUGCAAGCGGAGAGGCAUUAGGGACACGGAUCCGUACGAUUGGGAGAAAGACGCGGGCGCGGGCGCGGGGGCGGGCGCCGCGGGCCGUGCGCGCGCCGCCGUGCACGCCGCGCCCGAGCACGCCGUGCCCACCGACAGCGUGCCCGACAACACCCGCCGCCGCCUGGAAACGGAGGCGACGAUGGCCGGCACGGACACGGCGCCCGCGUUGCUGGCGCACAAACUGGACAACAAGCGACCUGAACCGGACAAACAUGUUAAUGGAUACUCAGCCACAGACAAGGCGACGGCGGAGAAAGAGCCCGAGGCAAGGACCACGCCGGCGCCCUCACCCGACCGACAUGCCAAGGAAACGAGCACUUCAGUGGUGACGGGCACCACGGCCACGCGGCCCGAGCGGCAGAGCGUGCCGCCGUGCAAGCCGCGCGUCGGUCCCGGAGGGCCGACGUUGGCUCGGCUUCGCGUGGUGACAGCGCCACCGUGCUGCGUGCAGGAACUAGCGCAUCAAGACCACACGCCCGCCACCAGCAACCCAGCUGAAGCGGUCAGUCCUAGGAUCUUGGCCGACGUGGACAGCGUACACUCGGACACGCAUUUCAAGAGAGGAACCCGCAGAACGGCGAGGGCGCGCGCCGACCAGAGUUACACACAAUUUGCUGUUAUGGAUGAUGAAAAUGUCUCGGCUUUGCAACAGGUGACAAAGGGAGGCGCCUUGACUCUAGUAUCUCUAUGGAAAUCUCAGUUCGACGAUUCAGAGGAAACUACAGAUAAUGAAUGGAAACAGGAGCAGUUACAGUCUCCAGAGCAUCGAACAGGCGUCAGCAAUGCACGCAGCAGUGCGGUUUCUAGUUCAGCCAACGCUCCACGCACACAGCGCGUUAACACAAAUGUUUCACUCAACACGAGAGACCCUCCCCCCACACUACAGCCCGCGCCAGUGCCGGUCCCCCCGGCCGUGGAGCGGGCCGCGCCACCAGCGCCGCCGGCACCCCUGUCCCCGCGGCCGCAGCGCUGCCUGCACAUCCCCGGCAUCGAGGCCUUCCCUAAACUGCGGCCCGCUUUACCAAGAAGCUGGACUUUACCUGCUAUAGGCGCUCACGUCCGCAAACUCCGACCGCCGCUACUACAGCAAGCGUCGUUCGACGGCGGCAGCGGGGGCUCGCUGCGCUACAGGGUGGACGUGAUGCGCGGCGUCGCCUCCCGCCACGAGGGGCCGGCCACUCCCACCCCGCCGCAGAGGGCCAACAGUGCGCCGAGCCUGUCAAGUUCUUCAACAACCACAGCACCACCGCGGAGACCAGAGAAACAGGACCCGCCAGAGGGCGCCACAGUAUCUAGUCGGCUAGAAAUACGAGUCAGACCGCCUGACUCCGCCUCGCCUGGUCAUUCAGUGAAAAUCCAUUCUGUAGUGAGUGGAGGAGAGCCAAUCAGGAAUCACGAGGACGCUUCGGUUUAUUAUGACGCCACGGACCAUAGAGACAAACGGUCGUUGACCCGAAGCGGAGAGAAGAGUCAAAGCCCAGCUGUAGAGAGGACCAGAUUAGACACCAUACCAGAUAGAACCCCGGAACGGAUUGUGAAACGGGAAGUAUCCAGCGCGGGUGGCGAUGGAUCUCAGAGUUUGAGAGAUCGUUCGACCACCAGCGCCACCACGUCUCGUAUCCCCAUAGCGACCAUGGCUGAGAACAGGCUUGCCAAGUGCGCCUCCUGGAGCGGGGACGGACCUCUCUCCCCGGACCCUAACGAUCUGACGCCAGCGCUCCGUCGCCGCCGUCAGAACGCGAGUGAGAAGUACGCGGCGGACCCCGCGCGGGACCUGAACCUGCGCUUCGCGCGCCCCAGGCACCGGCAGCCGCCCACCGUGCACUCUAGGAGCGGGUCCCGCGGCGUGGCGCUGCUGUCGUCCCCGCCCGGCUCGGGCGCGUCCUCCCCCUCCGCGUCGCCUCCCCCCGCGCCCGCGCCCGCCGCCCCCCUCGCGCCCCCCGCCGCCCCCCUCGCGCCCCCCGCCGCCCCCGCCGACCCCGCGCCGCACUCCGCCCACAACGCCGCCCGAGCCAGGAGGUUCCGCCCUCUCUCCAUCGCGCCAUAGGAUACCACAAACAGCUGUGACACAGCGGGGGACUUCUAAUCACUAACAUAUACACAGUAUAUAGUUAUAUGUAAUCGUUAUGUACACAUUGAGAUUGAGCAUGAGAUUACACAAGUCAAAGCAGUCCUGUACAGUCAAAGACAUUUGUGCAGACUAAGUGGUCAAAAAUGUCUAUACACUACUUUAUUGAAUUACAGAGAAGUCUUAAACUCAAUUUUUUAGGGUUUAUAAGCUACGGUGUCCACUUCCCAUGAAGUACUCUUUGGUGAAGUGUAUACAUUUAUGUGCUUGAUUGUACUCGAGGGAGACACACUAGCUGUGAUACCGGAAUAUGACGUUGGUGGGGGUUUUCAGAAAAAUGGUAUCAUUUACUUUUAUUCCAAAAACAAAACUUCCGUGAGACACAGACAUAUUAAAUAACGCAAGCUCCUGAUGACACUCCUCGGUACGGAGUGAAACAUGUCGAGCGUUUUUCGACUUAAAAUACGUGUGACCCGUUGUAAAUAUAUUUAAUAUAUUCGAAAAACCAUCACUUUUGAGUUAUUUAGACUCAGAAUCACGAAUACUAUUGAAUGAGACAAAGAAAAAAAAGUGUGACCAGUUUUUCAUACAAAUUUUGGGUGUCAGUUUUGUAACGGUCCAUACAAAAUAAAAAAUCCAUAAAAAUGCGUAAUAUGUUUUUUUUUUUCUUUUUAAAUCGAUAGUCCUCGUGAUUCUGAGUAGAAAUAACCUAAAAGUUGACAGAUUUUCGAAAAAAAGUAAAUGGUACACUGUUAAUUGAAAAUGCCCUGUACCAAAGUAUAGGGAACGGAGAAUUAUAUGACUAGUUCUAUUUCAGUGGGUUUUUACCUUUGAGAUUUGAGAAACAUAAUUUACGUAACACAUUCACCGCUGAGCUACGGUCGUAGCCGAUGAUAUGGGUUUCCCGGUAUGUAGCGCAAAAUGCGUGUCGUGAUUAGCGCUGAAUGGAUUAAGUGGUUUAUUAUUUGAUUGUUUUGGUGCGCAAUUAUUAAGGUUGCCACUAUCUUGCUUUGGGUACAGUCGCCAUCGGAUAUAUCGGAGCGGACUUCGUGCUCACAAAUAUCUGAACACGGCUCUAUUGUCAAGAUUCAAGGCGUUAUAGUGCGUAUGUUUAAUGGCGACCACAGAUAAUAUAUUCGUAUAUCAGAAAGAUGUUAAAUAUUUGUAUUGUAUAUUUUUUGUAUUUUUAUUGUAUUUCUUUCCCAUCACGGAACAAUGGUGUUCCGGACCUUUGGGAGGCGUGCGCGGAGCCGAAGCCAACACGUAGAUGCCCUUUUGACACUUUAAUGAAGUGUAAGGGGUACUUAUUGUAUUUAUUCUUUCUUAUAUGAGCGUUUUCUAAAAUAAAUAUUGAAAACCUGAUUCUUUCAAAUCUGGACAUUCUUAGGCUUAUUCUACUCAGAAUGGGCAUCAUUCUUCAUCCUGUCAUUUAAAAAAAUGUCCAAUAAUGUCCAUUUCAUUACGUCACAUUUUUUUGUGAAAUUUUUUUUCACUACGUGCGUGACGUAGUGGAAUGUGCAAUUUUCGUACAAAUUAUUGGGACAUUUUUUCUUCCAUCAGGAUUGAAUAUGCUACUGAUUCUGAGUUGGAAAAACCCAAAAACACCAGUAUCUGUGAGAAUUAGGUUUUCAAUAUUUAUUUUAGAAAACGCCCAUAUAUUGAUUGUGAAAGAAAAACGUACGUUAAAAUGGGACAGUAAUAUUUGUGACCUUGAGCUGUCAAACACCAGUUUUGUUACAUAGUGAGACUUAUGUAAGUAGGGUCAAGGAGGGAACAGUGGCUCGGUAGAAAAAGGCCGGGUACAGUAGCUCACUUAAGCUAAUUUCAACACGAGAGAGCGAUAUUUAGGCGACUGAACCACUGUUCGAGCUGAGCCACUGUUUCCACCUUAACCCUACUAUUGAAAUUUUGCCAAGUAAAACUAUUUAUAUAAUAUGGCGAAUCGAUCCUAAAAAAAAACUGAAGACAAUUUCUAACAGGGAUGAAACAGUAAAAUUAAUUUUUAAAGGGUACCCUUUCUAAGCUAUCUAAACAUACUUUAUUUUAUCUUAUUAUCUGAUCAUAAAAACUACUCAUUUUAUUUAUUUAAUCUUUAUUGCACAAUACAUGAAGGCACUUAAAGCGGACUUAAUGCCUUAAAGCAUUUUCUACCAGUCAACCAAUGGGUUAAACCAGAAUGAUUAAGUAGGUGCAGUGUCUUUUACAGUAAAUGAAUUUUUAGAUUAUAUAAUUUACCACUGAAUGACACAUUAGUUAUAUAAUUCUUCAAAGGCCACUGUUAUUUAAGAGUUAAUGUACCGAAAACGGUAUGAGAGCGUUUCUUUUUUUUGCCAUUUUUAUGUUACCUUUUUUGCCACUUUUGUGUUAUUUCUAGUCAGGAUCACGAGCCCUUCUCAUCCUUAUAGGAGAAAAAAAGUGUCCCAAAAUUUCCAUACAUUUUUCAAACUUUCCUUUUUGUUACCGCCAUAGAAAGUAUAUGGGGAAAUGGAAACACAAUAGGAAAAAAAACCUUGGGACAUUUUUUAUCCCAUUAGGAUCGAAAGAGCUCGUGAUUCUGACUAGAAAUAACACAAAAGUGGCAAAAAAGGUCACAUAAAUAAAAUUCCAAAAAAAAACGCUCAUGAAAUGUUAAAAUUAUACAAUUGUGAUCGACUCGAACCUCAAGUUAGAAUAAACCUUAAUGUUAUUUAAUAGCUUUAUAAGAGCCACCCCACACUGGCGUCUUUUAAGCGUCGGCGCUUUGGAAAAUGGCGUCGCCGCGCAGUUACGCCAACGUUGCGUCAAGCAGCAGCCAUGACGCCAUACGGCCCGGCCACGACAUCGCGCGGCGGCGGCCAUACACCCCACACCAGAUGGAAACAACGUUGUUUUCUUUAAUAUCUCAUGUUUCUAUCUUUGUUGUAUAUAUUUGUAAACUAAAACUUACAUUAGGCAAACCCAAAAGAUUAAAAAUACACGCUUAAUAUCAAAACAUCCUAAAAUAUUGUCAAAAAGCUAAAAAAAUUAAGUAGGAAAAAGUUACAUAAUUAUACCUACCCUUUAAUUACAUGACAAAAUGUUGAAUUGGCAACUAUCACAGCCAGAGUAAUUUAAUUAAAAUGUUCUAUAAUUAUUUUUACCAAAUUGUCAAUGAGUAGUAUAAAAUCCAUCGCUUAAAGCCUUAAAAGAUCACUCUUUUCUAUUGAAAUACAAGCUUGUUUCCAUACUUUUGGCCUGGGGUGUAGGUUGGAGCGAGACACAGCUAUCGGACCUUUCGUUCCCACCUAUGGCUGCCGCCGCCGCACGAUGUCGUGGCCGGACCGAUACAGUUGACUGGACGCUGACGCUGGGAGACGCUAGUGUGGGUCCUAAAGGAAAUGAGCCGAUUUCCAACGCUUAUGCUAUAUUUAAUACAAAUUUCAAUUACGUAUUUGUGACGUUCUCAAUCAAAAGGUACCACAUUGUCGCUUGGCAUAAGGAUACUCUGACAGGGUAUUCGUAUAAAGAUACAAGCCAAUUUCGUCUUUAUGGUAAGCGACAAAGUGAUACCUUUGGAGAACGUCACAUUUGCUAUUUUAGCUAAAUUACUUUUUAUUAGUCUUCCAAACUAAUACUACCGUUAAAUAUUUUUUUAAAGUAAGACGUGUAAAGUCGGCUGUGCGCGUCGUGUAAACCCUCGUUUCUCUAAAGCAUUUAUUCGAAUAUGCUUCGAUACCGCAAUGAGUCCUUGAAUAUGAUUAUAUGUGCUGUUUUCAACCAAAAGGGUACUUAUUGUCGGUUGUCAAUAAAACGCUAUUUCCAUAAAGCUUCAGUUUGAAAUCAACCUUAUCGAGUUAUCGACAACCGACAAUGUGGUACCUUUUUGUUGAAAACGUCACAUAUCGUCGCAAUAAAGCAAUAAUGCACCACGAAUUUUUAUUUACAUAUUCUUGCUACAAUUUACUUAAAACAAGGGUAAUAAAAAAAAUAAAAAAAAUCUCGGCUAGUUUUUCUAUGAAAAAUAAAACUUAUAUAAGUAUAGCAUAUGCGCUUGGUGUGGUAAGGGGCUACAAAAAGACUAUUUUCUAGAAGUGGUAGGUACUGCAGCGUAUUAGACAUAUCAUAAUUACCAGUCAAAUUUGAUUACUUUCAACUCAUGUUUUCGGUAUUAACCUUUUGGACGCCAAUGACCGAUAUAUUGGCACCGCAGGUCCAACGCCAAAGACGGAUUAAUCCGUCACAGACCACAGAGGAACAUAGACCUGCAUGUGCAUAAGGGUUAAUUUCAGUUUUGACACUUCGGUGACGUGGCGUCUGAGUGACAGCUUUUGUGUUUGACACGGCGUCGAAAAGGUUAAAAAAAAUGUUUUUCCUUGACGCAAAUUAUUGAAGACGAAAAUGUAAUGUUAGUAAUAAUAGUUAGAAACGCUCGUACCACUUCUAGUAAUAACUGUGUAUAUGAAAUACGGUGACUCAGUUAUAAGGUAAUAUUAUAGGACUCGCUUUCCCAAGCUAAAUAUUAUAUUGGCGUAAGAUUAAAUGUGACGUUCCACGGUAAAGGUAGCUUAUGGCGGUUGGCACUUACGCUAUUAUUAACGACGCUCCAAUACUAAUGCGGUGCUACGUGACGUAAGCGCCGACCGCGAUAAGGUACCUUUUCCCGUAGUACGUCAUAAGUUUCUGUUAUGGUCCUUUGCCAUGAUGUAAAAAAAUUUUUUUUGACAACUGUAAUGUUCGAAUCAUUAUAAAAAAACGCUAAAGUAUUGCCAACUUUUUAAUAUUUUUAUUGUAGCCUGGUGCAUAAGCCUGCGGUCAUUGCAGUACAAAUUGAACUUAACCUUUCGUAUGCUUAGGAGCAGAUCUGCUCCAUAUAUCCAGUUGAAUAUUCAACUUAAACACGAAGUUGUCACGAUUGCUAUUUAUAUGGCAAUUUUUUGACAUGCGCAUACGAAAGGUUAAACGUAAAAUUGUAAGGUGUAAGCACCAAGGUAGUGAAAUAUGAUGUUCCACGGGUAAAGGUACCUUAUGGCGGUUGGCACUUACGCUAUUAUUAACGACGCUCCAAUAAUAAUGCGGUGCUGCGUGACAUAAGCGCCGACCGCCAUAAGGUACCUUUUCCCGUGGAACGUCACAAGUUUUGCUUGCGAUCAUUUUUGUAACUGACAGGCAAAAAAACAGUAAUGAAAAUGUUUUCUAAUACUUUGAAAACCAUAAGCCGAAGCAUGAUUUGAGACGCUUAUUUUGGUGCAUACAUAACGUCAAUUGCGUCGUUUUAGUGAUGAAUAUUACAAGUAAAAUCUAAUAAGUUUACGCAGUUCGCCUGCAGUUGGAAUGCAGUCCGUCUGUACGCUGACUGCACAGUUUCCAUACAAAUAGUAGUCGGGUUGCAGUCCCGCUGUAUCGGCCCUUAAAAAGUUUAUCUGGGCAUAGCCAGUAUUUUCUGCUUUGAAAUGAAACUGUGGUCUGCCGUGACAUCACGUCACACGCAACAAAAAAAUUACCAUUUUUACUCACGUGUUAAUGACAAAUAUAAUUGUAAUAUAAUAAAAAGUGGCACAGUUAAGUUGACAUUUUAUUGAAAAAAUAAUGUGGGUUGACACAUUAUUGCGAAUCAGCAUCCAGUUGAGCUUAUGUUAAAACAUUACAUUAUUUAUAAUUAUUAUUGGUAAAUGUGUACUUGUAUAUACAAAUAACAUUUCUUACAUAGGUACUUCUUACAUCAGGCGGGCCGUAUGCUUGUUUGCCACCGAUGUGGUAUUAAAAAAACACUUCUUACCAUGAAAAAACGUCGUGCGUAGGUACGCGGCAACUUUUUGUAACGAAUUUUACAGAUUGCAAAUUUUAACCUUUUGCCAAUCCACGAGAGGCGAUAUUGCUUUGCCGCCGCUGACGGGAUAUACCGUCGUUUUUUUAUAGAUAUAGUAGAAGUUUAUAUGUUAUGUGCAAGUACAUUUUACUCAUCUCAAAAUGUAUAUAGUGUUUAAAUUUAAUUUAAUUGGCUUAUAUAAAUGUUAAGACUUAUCGCUCAUUAUUUAUUUGACAGGUGCUAGUUUUGUAUAGCCUAACUUUUCGUCGAGAAUUUUGACAGAAAAUGUCAAAUCGACCAUUUUCCUUCAGCUGUUGACACGGUGUCCAUAUUAACCCCUAGUCUUGUCUGUUUCACGCGUAUAGUGCGAAAUUAAAUAAAAUGGAACUAAAAAAUUCCAUACUAAAUUGUUGCCAUGUUUAAGCAUUUUACGUCAAAAAUGCGACAGUUACGGAGGAAGUGGCGCCCUCAAUAAUUUUCUACAAUCUCUUGUCGGACUAUACGUUAAUAACUUAAUAAUUAUGUGGUUAAAAAGAGAUACAUAAUAUAUUUUGAAAUAAAGAAAUAGUUGUAUGCUAUAUUUAAUUUUAGGUGCUACUGAUUUAAAAAUCAUGACAGUUGAAAUGAGUUCUUUUGACGAAUAAAAUGUACAGAGGUUUGCUUUAAUAUUAAAAAGGGAGAUUAUUUAUUUUAUUAUUUUGCGGCUUCGAUGGUCAUUAGUAUUUAUUUUUAAUUACAAGGUGUAAUGUUCAAAAUAAAUUGUUAUUAUCAAAUUGUUACUUAAUAUCUAUCGUGGCUUAAGAGUGAAUAUAUAAUUAGGGAAUUUUCGUAAAAAAAAAAACUUUCUUGAAUAAUAUUAAGCGUUGCUUUUGAAUGAACUGAUUGAAGUGUCUCAAGAUUCGAGAAAGUCGAAAAUUGUAACUUUCGUUAAUAGAAAGUUGGAUUUUGGUCGAAAAUGCAGGGAUGAGUACUGUGUAUCCUUUUUGAAGGAGUGUAUAAUAAAAGAUAUUUUUCAAAUGUGAAAUUUUGAAGGGAUUUCGCUACUGUGGUUUUUAAAUGUAUCUCAAGGUAUCGAUGUUGCACUUUUAUUCUUUUAAAGUUAAAUAAAUAAUAUUAAAGUAUUUAUUUCAAAUGAAACCAUUUAACUUAAUAUUCAAUGCAUUUCUAAUCCUAUUCUUUUCACAUCAUUCUCAUUUCAAAGUGAUAAUUCAAAUUAAAUUAAAAUGAUUACUCCCUAGCUUUUAAUUUGUCUUUGAAUUGUUUAUAAAAUACUUUAAUAUUAUUGAUUCUAUACAUAUGUAUAAAAUGAAUAAAUAGUAAUUAUAUGUAGAUGCCAUUAAAUUCUAGUCUUGCUGCGUAGUCUUAGAACGAGAAUAUAUGUAAUAAUUAAUUAAUACAAAAAAUAUUUAGCAAUUAAUUAUGAUAUUAAAUGAGAGAAAAGGUUGACGCACCUGGAUCGUUUUACACUGGCAACACAGAGUAAUGUUGCCAGUGUGGAAAAGUCCGAAAAAUGUUGCUGAUUUAAAUUCGCUUUUGAAUGCGCGUUCGGUGUUUAUUUUUAUAUUGAACUUAUCUGUAUGGGAAAAAAAGUUAUGUAUCUACUAUUUGUUUGUAUGGGUAAUCUAAAUAGUACCAAACCCUUCGACUACCACAGUUAGCCAUAGCCGACAAAUGUUACUAUAUAAAAUUAACCUGAUAAAAUAGUCGUGGCGGUCAAAACGUUAAAAUCUCCAAGUAUGGACAAGUAUCGCUUAUCAAUUUGUAAUUGAUGGUAUUAAAUGUAUUGUUAUACUAGGGACACAGGAAAAAAAUGAUAUAUUUUAAAUUGAAUCCAGCUACAGAUGAGUUCAUUAUGCUAUACCUCAUGUAAUAUAUUAAAUUAGUGAAGUAAUGUACUUCUUUACAUAUGCUCUCAAUAAUAUCACGACAAGUAUCUGUUACUACUUGCCUCCUUAUUUACAAAAAGGGUAUAUAAUAUGAAAAUAUUUGUGCCAUUUUCAACCAAAAGGGUACUUAUUGUCGCUUGUCAGUAAGGCGCUAUUUCCAUAUAGCUUCAAUUAGAAAUCAACCUUAUCAACAAGCGACAAUGUGGUACCUUUUGGUUGGAAACGUCACAUUUGUUAUUUACUAACUUGAUAUAAUAAAUAGGGUAUGGCAACACCGAUGCAUUACAGUUCUAGUCUAUGGCCGCUUCCGUCUCUUAAAUUUUAUCUUUAAAAAAUGAGACAUUAUUUUUGUCAGAUGUAUAAAAAAUGUUAAUAAGUAUAGGGCUCUUUUUUAAAGCAUUGUCUGAGAGCGGUUUUUUUAUUGACGCACGCUCGGUUAACGUUUUAUUUUGCCAUAUUUUUUUACAUUUACCGAAAUAUGCACAAUAAAAUUUUAAAAGGUAAUUUGUCCUUUCA